This is a messenger RNA of Beta vulgaris subsp. vulgaris (sugar beet), 732 nucleotides long. RefSeq lists its product as uncharacterized. NCBI's taxonomy places the organism in Eukaryota, Viridiplantae, Streptophyta, Magnoliopsida, Caryophyllales, Amaranthaceae. The record is from RefSeq and is a predicted model, not a curated record. Bases 1 to 732 code for a protein of 243 amino acids. The transcript is spliced from 2 exons.
AUGCCUGACCCCCCCAAAUUUUAUCCCGCUCUUUCCAUCACCAACGUUAAAUCCCUCAUCCCUAUUACGUUGGAUACCGAGUGUGGUCUCUAUAACUCUUGGGUUACGCUGUUUAUGGUUCAAGCACGGGUGCAUAACCUCCUACAUCAUAUUAUUCCUCCUACGGAGGAAAAAGCUCAGGCUGCGGUUGCCGCAUCAAAAGCUGCCGACGCGGAUCUUUUUGGCCGUCUAGAUGUCGUUGUGUUACAAUGGAUCUAUGCCACCGUGUCUUCUGACCUCCUUCAAGCCAUCUUGGUCAAAGGCGAUACGACGUCUCAAGCAUGGCAGAGGUUGGAACAAGUAUUUCAAGAUAACAAAGGGUCUCGUGCCACACAUCUUGAAGAGGAACUCGCUGCAGUUAAACUUGAGAACUUCUCCUCCACCGAGGCCUACUGCAACCACGUCAAAUCCUUGGCCGACCGCCUUGCCGACAUGGACGCUCCGGUUGCUAACAGCCGCCUUGUCUUACGCCUUGUCGGUGGUCUUCCAUCUGCAUAUUCUGGUACGGUAGAUUAUGUGCAAAACCAAGAUCCUCUACCUUCUUUUGAAAGUGUUCGCUCUCGCAUCAAGCUAGCAGAACGUACCAUGAAACAUCAUGCCGCUCAAGACUCUACUGGUGCUGCCCUCCUUAUGUCUACUGGUGGCGGAACUUCGAAUGGAUUUACGGACGGGGACACAAAUCCUGAGAUGUGA